GUGGGGCGGGAUGGGGCUUCGUCUACGUCUACGUCUAGAAUUUUUAGUCUAGUUUAAGCCACAUUGAUAGACGGGGGUGAUCCGCUGUCGUGUCGUUAAAGCUGAAACUGGAUCUGUCUAUAUGUAGUAAAGAAAAUAAUACAAUUAUAAUAAUUUUUAAAGCAAGCCGCGACAGAUGAAGCUAGUGUAAAUUAAAUCAAAACGUCACGUCGACACGUAGCCUGGAGUAGGAGUAGUGAUUAGACCCAGUGACCAGCACUACCUCACAGGGCGGGUGCGAGCCUCUUCUGCAACGGAUUAAGCAGCACCGAACCGUCGUCUCCCCACCUGUCGCCCUCAUAAUAAGCAAAAGCCAUGUUGCCUCGGUUCCGCUCCCUAUAUGGCAAAAUAAUCAUAUUCUGCCUCAUUGCGCUGUGCUUUAUCCUGUACCACAAGGUGCAAACAAGCGGCGACGAAGAUGUUCCAGCAUUGGGACGAGCUGGUGCCCUUAAAGGACACGGACGGGAUAAGUUUAAUUUGUACAGCGACAGUGAAAACGAGAUAGCUCGCCCAGCUACCAAAUCACCCUACGAGCAGAGUAUCCAACUGGAUUUAGCAAAACAGCGACCUGGCCUCGGCAACAAUGGAGUAGCCGUUCAUUUGACAGGAAGCGCCAAGGAGCGGGGCGAAAAAAUCUACAAGAAGAUUGCCCUAAACGAAGAACUCAGUGAGCAGCUCUCUUACAAUCGCACGGUGGGUGACCAUCGCAAUCCUCUGUGUGCCAGCCAGCGAUUCGACACCAAUUCAUUGCCCAGUGCCAGUGUAAUCAUAAUCUUCUUUAACGAACCGUACUCGGUUCUCCUGCGUACAGUGCACAGCACUCUGAGCACCUGCAACGAAAAGUCCUUGAAAGAGAUCAUUCUGGUGGAUGAUGGCAGUGACAAUGUCGAAUUGGGUGGCAAGCUGGAUCACUAUAUUCGCACACGGUUUCCCGCAGGCAAGGUGACUGUGCUUCGCCUAAAGAAUCGCUUGGGACUGAUCCGUGCCCGCUUGGCUGGUGCCCGCAUGGCUACUGGAGAUGUCUUGAUAUUUCUGGAUGCACAUUGCGAGGGCAAUGUGGGCUGGUGCGAGCCUCUUCUGCAACGGAUUAAGGAGUCCCGAACUAGCGUUCUAGUGCCCAUUAUCGAUGUGAUCGAUGCCAAUGACUUCCAGUAUAGCACUAAUGGGUACAAGGCCUUCCAGGUAGGCGGUUUUCAGUGGAACGGCCAUUUCGAUUGGGUAAACUUGCCCGAGCGCGAGAAACAGCGGCAACGCCGCGAAUGUGAUCAGGCGCGCGAAAUCUGUCCCGCCUAUAGUCCCACAAUGGCUGGUGGAUUGUUCGCCAUCGAUCGUCGGUACUUUUGGGAAGUGGGAAGCUAUGACGAACAAAUGGAUGGCUGGGGAGGUGAAAAUCUUGAAAUGUCAUUUAGAAUCUGGCAAUGUGGCGGCACCAUUGAGACGAUACCUUGCUCUCGUGUGGGUCACAUCUUCCGGGACUUCCACCCAUACAAAUUCCCCAAUGAUCGAGACACACACGGCAUUAACACAGCUCGCAUGGCGUUGGUUUGGAUGGAUGACUACAUUAAUAUAUUCUUCCUGAAUCGCCCGGAUCUCAAGUUUCAUGCUGACAUCGGGGAUGUCACGCAUCGCGUGAUGCUACGUAAAAAACUUCGAUGCAAGAGUUUCGAUUGGUACCUCAAGAAUGUCUAUCCCGAGAAAUUUGUGCCCAAUAAGAACGUUCAGUACUGGGGAAAGGUCAGGGCAGUCAAUGCGAACCUUUGUCUGGACGAUCUCUUGCAAAACAACGAAAAGCCUUUCAAUCUGGGCCUGUAUCCCUGCGGCAAAACAUUACAGAAAUCGCAGCUCUUUUCCUACACCAAUAGCCAGGUGCUGCGCAACGAACUCAGCUGUGCCACAGUCCAGCACAGUGAUUCGCCACCAAGACGGGUCGUGAUGGUUCCUUGCAGUGAGAGCGACAAGUUCAAUGACCAGUGGAAAUAUGAGGAUCAACAGCUAGUGCACACCAACUCGGGAUUGUGCAUCGAUCACGAGGGUCUUAAGAAUAUGGACGAUGUUAUUGUGGCACCCUGCGAUCUGUCUAGCGAAUCACAACGUUGGGUCAUCGACAGUAACUAACGGAGUGAAGACCAACGACGGAGAGAGGACCAAGAAACUGACUAACGAUGACUGACCCUUUUAAAUGAAAACAGACUCCAAUUAGCGCAACAACUUGUAAAUAUUACAUAAUUCGAAUGCUAGAUUUAUAUAUAUAUACAUAUAUUUUCUAUAUGAUGUAUACUAGACGAGGAGGGUAGAAGUAAAAGAAAGUAAAGUCUAUAAGUGUAAGAAGUAGUUAGUGCAAAUCAAAUCAAAAAGUCAUCUUAUAACGAUUAUAUGUAUGUAUAUCCACAUAUGUGUUGUGUAUUUUUUGUGUGUAUAAAAUAGAAGAAAUGUUGUAUAAAUAGCCCAUAUGACGGUAUAUCCUAUAUACAUGUAUAAUCAUAACUGCUAUGUGAUCAGGAAUAUGUGACAUGGAAAGGGAUACAGCUGCAUUCCAAUGCGGACUUUUCGAGACCGCAAAAUCCAAAAACUGUCAAAUUGUAAACUGAAAAGUGUUGUAAGCAUUUAUCUAUACUAAUACAAAACAAUUUUGCCAUUUGUUUUCCCAUAAAUAAAAAAAACAACAAAAAACCUAAAACAAUUCAA
Messenger RNA from Drosophila willistoni, 2724 nucleotides. RefSeq names its product polypeptide N-acetylgalactosaminyltransferase 1 (gene Pgant1). The transcript is spliced from 3 exons. Bases 355 to 2154 code for a protein of 599 amino acids. Gene Ontology annotation, cellular component: Golgi apparatus. The record is from RefSeq and is a predicted model, not a curated record. NCBI's taxonomy places the organism in Eukaryota, Metazoa, Arthropoda, Insecta, Diptera, Drosophilidae.